Messenger RNA from Pleurotus ostreatus (oyster mushroom), 678 nucleotides. It is a transcript of the gene ERV25, whose product is annotated as vesicle coat component. The transcript has 4 exons. Gene Ontology annotation, biological process: Golgi organization; intracellular protein transport; endoplasmic reticulum to Golgi vesicle-mediated transport. The record is from RefSeq and is a predicted model, not a curated record. The coding region runs from base 1 to 678 and encodes 225 amino acids. Gene Ontology annotation, cellular component: COPII-coated ER to Golgi transport vesicle; endoplasmic reticulum-Golgi intermediate compartment; endoplasmic reticulum. Lineage: Eukaryota; Fungi; Basidiomycota; Agaricomycetes; Agaricales; Pleurotaceae.
AUGAGCCCAUCCUCGGUCGUAUUUUCUCCGCUCCUUGCACUCCUUGUCUCCUUAACUCUCCUUGCGCCAAUACCCACAAACGCCAUCAAAUUCUCCCUACAGUCGUACCGCUACCCACCUACAAAGUGCAUCUGGAACACCGCGCAUGCCAACACCCUCGUCAUCGUAACAGCGAAUGUCGGUCCCGGCGAGAAACAGCGCGUAGAUAUCGAAAUUAUCGACUCAAGCGAACAAAAGAAUGUGUACUUGAGCAAGCGGGAUAUCAAGGGAGAGACGAGGCUGGCUAUCACGACACACGCUGAGGGAGAAGUCGGAGUGUGCUUCAAGAACUACCAGGAUCCCGACGUUCCAUACGCGGACAGCGCAAACCUGAACCGAGUCAUCGACCUAGACGUCGAUAUCGGUGCGGACGCAGUCGAUUAUAAUGCCAUAGCGAAUCAGGAAUCCCUCUCCAGUCUCGAAACAGAAAUGCGCAAACUCGAAGGCCUCACCAAGGAGAUCGUUGAUGAACUAGGGUACCUCAAAAAGCGAGAGGAGAGGUUCACCGACACCAACCUAUCAACAAACCAGCGCGUGCAGAAUUUUGCCAUGUUCUCCAUAUUCUCAUUCACCGCCCUGGGGGUGUGGAUGAUCUUCCACAUGCGCGCGUUCUUCAAGCGCAAGUACUUAAUUGAUUAG